Molecule: messenger RNA, 738 nt
Organism: Brugia pahangi
Lineage: Eukaryota; Metazoa; Nematoda; Chromadorea; Rhabditida; Onchocercidae
Source: the annotation of a GenBank genome assembly
AUGAGUAUCGCGAAGAUGGUCCAUCCACAAAUAAGAACCUUUUAUGUACGGAAACUCCGCAACCGUAAAGGUAAAUUGUUGUAUACUUCCGAUGAAUCAUUAGCAGACGAAAUUUCCUACGAUGAGGCAAGAUGCUCGCUUAUCACAAGCAAUAAUGGUGAUGAAGAUGUUAUUGUUGUUGAGAACAAAACCAGUGUCACUGCUAAUUUAUUAGAAAAGAAGAUUGCUUUGGACAUGAAUGAGCCAGUAACCUCUUUUAUACGGUUGAGAAAACGUGCUCCAAUUUAUCAGCAAGUGGGUACCUUAUGUGUAUCAUUUUGUCGUACAUUUGAUUCAUUGUUUCGAGCAGUCAUAACAAACAUAAAUAAUAUUGGCAUUGAAGUUCAUUAUGUUGAUUAUGGCAAUUAUGAAACAGUGAACAGAGACGAUCAAAUGUCGAUUUUUAAUCUGUCUGAUGUCGCUCGUACCUAUCCAGGAAUGGCAAUCCCUUGCAUGCUUUUCAAUUCGCUUGUCUCAUCAACUGUUUCGAAUUCUGCGGAAACUGAAGACGAAUUUAUAACAAAUUUGAAGGAUGCCGUUUCAUGUGAACACCAUUCAUUCCGAAUUCGAAUACUGCAAAUUCGUGAAGAUAGAAUCUGCAUCGUUGAAUAUAUUUCAUCGACAGGAGAGCUUUGUUUCAUCAUUCAUUUUCUUAGAAGGUUUGAGAUUGUGGUGCGAAUUUGCCCGAAAUUGAGGUAG